CUCAGGGCUGACAGACUCGUAGGCUACACGUGAUGGUCUGUGCGCGUCACCGAACCACUGUCGCUCGCCUGGAGACUCGAGCAGGGUUGAUUGACACUGUGCAGCAGGCUACUGUAAACAAAGAAUAAAAACCCAACAAACUAGCACGGAACAAAUAAUAAAGCCGGGCUGCAUCGGGUUAACUGCUAGUAGUUUCUCUCAUUCAUUCGUCGGGUUGUCAGUUAGGGUGUUUUUCAAGCCUCUUUUUUUCCAGAUUUGAGCGUGCCAAGAAGAGGGGAAGCAAAAACAUGGCUGGUAAAAUGGCUGGUUUAAUGGCAGGUUUUGGUCAUUACACCCACGCCGUCGUCCGGGGAGUCCCCGCGUCCCUGGCCAAAGAAGCGCUCCGGAGCAGCCAGGCGGAGGUGGACCUGGCCGGGGCGCGGAGCGAGCACGAGGCGUACGUCCAGGUCCUGGGGACGAGGCUCGGGCUGGAGGUGGUGGUGCUCCCCGCGGACGAGUCGCUCCCGGACUGCGUGUUCGUGGAGGACGCGGCCGUGGUGUGCGGUGACACGGCGCUCAUCACCAGACCCGGGGCAGAAAGCAGGAGGAGAGAGACGGAGGCAAUGAAAGCAGCUCUGAAGGAAUUGAAUCUGAACAUUGUGGAAAUGACUGAUGAGAACGCCACACUGGAUGGAGGAGAUGUGCUUUUCACAGGUCAAGAGUUCUUUGUGGGCCUUUCUAAGCGGACCAAUCAGAAAGGAGCAGAGAUCCUAGCAGAUUGCUUUAAGGACUAUGCUGUGUCGACCGUGCCUGUGCUGGAAGGGCUUCACCUGAAAAGCUUCUGCAGCAUGGGAGGACCAGGCCUUAUCCUCAUUGGCUCCAGUGAACAUGCACAGAAGACCCUCAAAAUCAUGCAGCAAAUGAGUGACCAUCGCUACGACAAACUGACGUUGCCUGAUGACCUCGCUGCCAACUGCCUCUACAUGAACCUACCCAAUAAGGGACAUGUGCUGCUUCACCCCACUGCAGAGGAGUUUCCAGAGAGUGUCACGGUGUUCGAGAAAUUGAAGGACCACAUGCUGAUCCCGGUGUCCAACAUGGAGAAGGCCAAGCUGGACGGAGCCCUCACAUGCUGCUCGGUGCUCAUCACCAAGAGGGCCGACAUCUGAGCCGCUCAGCAGGGGGUCUCUGAGUGCAUGGUACCCAAGUGGAGCCUGUAUCACAUCACUAAGGAUCCCAAGGUUUAGCUAAUCUAUUUUGGUACUCAGAGGAAGGAUAGGCAAAAAAAACUAACAUUUAAUUUAACAAAAUUGUGAAUAGAUCAGUUUACUUGAAAGAAAAUGUGGUUAAUGUUGUCUCUUAAAGAAAUAGUAUAUUACAUUAGAAUCAUUAUUAUUAAAAUCUAGAUUUUUUUAGUUUUACAUUUUUCUAAUUAAAGCUAAAUGCAAUCCAAGAAAACUAAUUGGGAGGUUUGAUAAUGGGUAAUAGAUUUUCCCCAUGUUAAGCUAUAUAUGUUUUUUGAUCGUGUUUACUCCAAAAAGUCUACAAAUUAUAAACAUUUGGUUCAGGAUGACCCAGUAACUGAGUGGUCAUGGCACAUUCCACAUUGGCACUAUUGUCCUAAACAGUAAGCGUCUCAUCUGUCUCUCCACUAUCACUAUGAUAAAAGGAUACAUGCACAAAAAUAAUAAUAUAAUCUUUAUGAGAUACUAAAUGAUCAGAUCCCAGAUCCGAGGGGUAGACCAUGAGCCACAUUAAGCCCCUCUGAAACCUGCAAACCAAUACUUGUUUACACAGUUUAAUUUUGAACACCUUAAGAGAUCUACAGUAUAUAGCAAUGGACCAAUAAAACCUGAUGGAUCAGUUUGAUAAAAUGUUUUAGUUGCCACAUUGAGUACUUUUAGUUGAGUUGCAAUGCAGGCCUUUGACUAACAACUGACAGAUACACUUCCUGUUGAACAUACUUCAUUGGGGGUUUGCAUCUUUGUCACCUUUUUCAUGCCUUUCCACCAGCUAGUGACCAGUAGCCUGUUAAUGUAUUCUAUAAGGACCACCUGUACCAUUUUGAGAGCGUUUUGGCAUCCCUCCUAAUGAGCCUUUGUUUAGAUUCUGUGCCAACCCUACGGACGAGAGAGAGAAGUGGGAAAUGAAUGUCUUCAUUAUAAAACCCUAGCUUUCAUUUAUUCCAACACAGCACCCCUGCUUCUCUAAAUGUACAUGUAAAGUCUGUAUGAAACACACAAUGUCUCUCCUGCUGAAUGAUUGUGAAGGCACUGUAGUUUUCUCACUCCAUUAGUUCUGCCUGUUAUUGAUUACACUGAUUAUUUUUGUUCCCUGUCUGGCAGUUUGUACUCAAACUGAAUGGGAGCAUGCUGUGAGACUAAUGUCUAUUACACUAAAUCCAAUAGCACCAAAUGUGACUGCAGUGUGAGAGUUUUGCACUUGGCAUGCAGAACAAGCUAACAGCUUGGUGUGUUUCCAUAUGUCUCCACAAUGGUAGGUGCAAACAUGAGUCUUAAGGAUGUUAAUGAGUUCUGUUUUGGUGGCCUUAUCACUGUUGUUGCUGAAUCCCCAUUUGAAGCCUGUAGAUUUGACAUCUUGAAUACUGUACUAUAUACUGUACUAUGUAAAACCAUGUUUUUUCUCAAUGUGAUUGUAAGUGAAUGUUGAGGAAAUGACAUCAGGAGGUGAUUCAACCUCCCUCUGUAGACGUUGGCGUUUGGGCAAGUGGGCAGUGAUGAAACGUGGAAAGAAUUCCUGUUGGGAGGAGAGGCUUGUUCACCAGUAAACACUGACUCUUAAACUUUUCUGUCUUUCGUCCUAACUCUAAACAAUCGCUCUCUCCGCUCCUCUGCUAUUGCCUCAUAGACAAUCCGAGCUAAUUUAUGGCCAUGAUAUCAUACAGUUUGGCGAACGCUGUAGAUGUGAUGGCCUGCUGUUAAAGUGUGACACUAGUAGUAUAUUUUACAGCUGGCUGGAUGCGAGGUGAUAUAAUAGUUGCAGAGCAUCCAGUUGUGAUUCUCACGCAGUUACUCCAUAAGGCCAGACAAGAUCUGCACAUGGAGUCCUAUAUACAGUACAUUGUACUUAAUGCAAUGAUGGCUACAUGUGUUGUCCCUGUCAAAUUUAACAAAUACAUCAUUAGGCUUCCUGAUUAGUCAACCAUUGGAUUUUAUCUCACAUUGCUCCAAUCACUCGUUGGUUGUGCAGCUCUGUGGCAGAAUGUGAUGUUCCUAUCGGCGCUGAUUCAGAACAUUUAAUACAUGUUUGGUUCUUGGCUGGCAGGUCUGUGAGUAACUGUGGCUGAAAAUGUGUGCUGACUUUGUUGAAGGUUUAUUUAACCUCUUACUAAUCCCGUCACUCACUAUAGUAGUCAUGUUGUUGUGGUUGCUCUUAUUCCAACUGAGGGCUCUUGGAUUUCAUACAAGUUGUGAGUAAAAAAUGUUGAAUCAUCGUAAAAUUAGCUUUUCGUCUACUUCAUGUAAUAAAUAAUCUAGCAUUCA
Gymnodraco acuticeps is the source of this 3482-nucleotide messenger RNA. It is a transcript of the gene ddah1, whose product is annotated as dimethylarginine dimethylaminohydrolase 1. The transcript has 6 exons. Gene Ontology annotation, biological process: arginine metabolic process; positive regulation of nitric oxide biosynthetic process. NCBI's taxonomy places the organism in Eukaryota, Metazoa, Chordata, Actinopteri, Perciformes, Bathydraconidae. Gene Ontology annotation, molecular function: dimethylargininase activity; amino acid binding. The record is from RefSeq and is a predicted model, not a curated record. The coding region runs from base 288 to 1148 and encodes 286 amino acids.